AUGACUGUCACGACUUUAGGAUAUACGAUGGUAAUUUGUGGAAACGCUGAUGACCUACAACAUAGAGUGAAGUUUGGAGUGCCAAUUCAGGAGGCGUUCGCACAUGAUAUACCCGCCACGUUGUUAGUGUUAUUACUGAAAGUUAAUAAAGAUGGACCAUCAAAGAAAGACAUUUGGCGAGCGCCAGGCAAUCAAGCUCAAGUGCGGAAAUUAUCGCAUAUCAUGCAACAUGGACGUCUUGUAAAUAUUGCCAAUUUUAGCGUCUAUACAGCUGCAUCUGUUAUCAAGAAAUUUCUCUCAAAAUUACCCGGUGGAAUAUUUGGCUUAGCUAAUGAGCAAACGCUUUUCAAUUUGUUCAGCCAUGGCGGCGUUGAAACACAACGUCGGGUUUUUUGCAGUGUUGUUGAAAGCUUAUCGGUGCCCUCUCAACAUUUGUUAGUGCUAUUAUUUGGUACAUUCUAUAUGAUCUCAGAGUCGUCUGAUAUCUUCGGUACGAAGAUGACACCGGAAGCUAUUGGCAUAUCAGUUGCACCAUCAUUAUUUCAUACGUGUAUUCAUGACGGACAAAGGGCGAAAAUGGAGGAUGUGAUGCGAUUUAAAAUUGCCUCAGAAGUGAUCUCGAAAAUUAUUCAAAAUUUUGGUUAUUCGAAUCUUUUUCCACGUGACUGUUACGAAUUUUAUGCACGUAUUACGGGUCGUACAUUGCGUGUUGACGAGAAUGACUCGAGGUUCCGAUUCACACCGCCGACAAGUUAG
Molecule: messenger RNA, 756 nt
Organism: Anisakis simplex (herring worm)
Lineage: Eukaryota; Metazoa; Nematoda; Chromadorea; Rhabditida; Anisakidae
Source: the annotation of a GenBank genome assembly